AUGUCGGGGAAGAGAAAGAGGAAGUUGAAAUUGCUAAGCGACACAAUCACAGAUAAUAGAAGAGCAGUUGAUGAGGUGAAAAGUGAAAAUUUAGAGCUGCAAUCCUGGGCUGAUCUCCCUGCUGAACUCUUAGAAUUAAUCUUGUCUCGGUUGAUCCUAGCGGAUAACAUCCGCGCUUCUUCUGUUUGCAAGAGAUGGCAUUCUGUUGCCAGUGAUGUACGUGUAGUAAACCAAUCACCGUGGCUUAUGUAUUUUCCGAAAUUUGGUGACUGUUAUGAAUUUUAUGAUCCUGUGCAGCGUAAGACCUACACCCUUGAGUUGCCAGAGUUGAAUGGAUCCAGAGUUUGUUAUACAAAAGAUGGUUGGUUAUUACUAUACCGGCCCAGAACUCACCGAGUAUUCUUCUUUAAUCCCUUUACACGGGAGCUGAUAAAACUGCCAAGAUUUGAGAUGACAUACCAAAUUGUUGCCUUUUCUUGUGCUCCAACAACACCUGGCUGUGUUCUAUUCACUGUUAAGCAUGUUAGUCCUCUUGUUGUGGCUAUUAGCACUUGUUAUCCUGGGGCAACAGAAUGGACCACUGUUAAUCACCCAAACCGCUUGCCCUUUGUCAGUAGUAUUUGGAAUAAGCUUGUGUUUUGUAACGGGUUAUUUUAUUGUCUGAGCCUCACAGGUUGGCUUGGGGUGUUUGACCCGGUUGAAUGUAUUUGGAGUGUUCUGGCAGUACCUCCACCCAAAUGCCCAGAGAAUUUUUUUGCCAAAAACUGGUGGAAGGGGAAAUUUAUGACAGAGCAUGAAGGAGAUAUAUUAGUAAUUUAUACAUGCUGUAGUGGAAACCCCAUUAUUUUUAAGUUAGAUCAGACAUUAAUGAAAUGGGAAGAGAUGACAACUCUAGAUGGAGUAACUCUUUUUGCUAGUUUUUUGUCAUCUCAUUCCAGGACCGACCUCAUUGGAAUAAUGAGGAACAAUGUCUACUUCUCUAAAGUUCGUUUCUAUGGAAAGCGUUGCAUAUCAUUCUCUCUUGAUGAUUAUAGAUACUAUCCCCGUAAACAGUGUCAUGACUGGGGAGAACAAGACCCUUUUGAGAACAUAUGGAUUGAACCACCAAAGGACUUUUCUGCUUGCAUGUGA
Messenger RNA from Sphenostylis stenocarpa, 1131 nucleotides. NCBI's taxonomy places the organism in Eukaryota, Viridiplantae, Streptophyta, Magnoliopsida, Fabales, Fabaceae. The record is from the annotation of a GenBank genome assembly.